AUGGGUUUGAAAGGAAAGUUAACUGCUGCAAUGGAGGCAAAGUGUGGAGGACACUCAAUUCAUGAUAUAAUUCACACUAAUACACAUCAUGUAUCAACUAUUAGUCCUCUUAUCAACCAAUUUGAGAUCCAUGAAGGUGAAACCAUAAAGAUUGGUUCGGUUGUAAGCUGGCAUUAUAAUGAUGCUGGACAGAAAAAGAUUAUGAAGCAAAUUAUUGAAGCCAUCGAUCCACAUAAGAAAUCAAGUUGUUGGAAAGUUAUUGAAGGAGACGUGUUGGAGAUGUAUAGUUCUUUUACGUAUUUAAUAUCUUUUGAACCCCAGUGGUCAAUGUUGACAAUUGAGUACGAAAAAAAAACAUAA
This is a messenger RNA of Solanum verrucosum, 360 nucleotides long. RefSeq names its product MLP-like protein 31. Gene Ontology annotation, biological process: defense response. The record is from RefSeq and is a predicted model, not a curated record. Lineage: Eukaryota; Viridiplantae; Streptophyta; Magnoliopsida; Solanales; Solanaceae. The coding region runs from base 1 to 360 and encodes 119 amino acids. The transcript has 2 exons.